Austrofundulus limnaeus is the source of this 941-nucleotide messenger RNA. Its product is annotated as myosin regulatory light chain 2, skeletal muscle isoform. Gene Ontology annotation, molecular function: calcium ion binding. NCBI's taxonomy places the organism in Eukaryota, Metazoa, Chordata, Actinopteri, Cyprinodontiformes, Rivulidae. The record is from RefSeq and is a predicted model, not a curated record.
GCACCAAAGAAGGCCAAGAGGAGGGCAGCAGCAGGAGACAGCGGCUCCUCCAACGUGUUCUCCAUGUUCGAGCAGAGCCAGAUCCAGGAGUACAAAGAGCCUGCAGGAGCUCCUGACCACUCAGUGCGACAGGUUCUCUCCAGAGGAGAUUAAGAACAUGUGGGCCGCCUUCCCCCCAGAUGUGGCCGGCAACGUAGACUACAAGAACAUCUGCUACGUCAUCACACACGGAGAGGAGAAGGAGGAGUAAAGAGAAAGCCAGGAGACAAGAAAGACAGCCAUCCCUCUGCUUUCUGCCUUCCCUUUUUCUUUCCUCUUCCUCCCUCCCACCCCGCCCACCUCCUGUGUGAACCCCCCCCCCCAGGUGCCCGGCCGCUCACCUUCAAACCAAAGACUUGUCACAGCUGAGACGGCUCGGGCCCCCCCGGGGGGCGUCUAUGUUUGCUUAUGGGGAAUAGGGAUGAUUUUUAUUUUUAUAUCAAUAAAAUGAUCCCAUAACAUCAUUUCCAACCUGCAGCUUGCCUCAGACGACCUCUCUGUCCUGCCUUGUCUGCCUCAUCACUCCAUCUCUGAGGUGUUUGUCAAUCAACCCUCCCAAUUAAAAAACACAAGGGCCUCAUUCGAAACUAUGAAGAAGYCCUUUCUGGUGCGGGGUGAGAGUACUGUCAGGAAAAGUUAAAAGUAAAAAAAAGAAGUUGCAUCCUUAAAGUGAUGACGGCUUUCCUUCCUUGAAAAAGUGAACCCACGAGGCUGAAGGAACGGAGGGAACGGGACGAAAGAAAACAUUCAAGUCUUCGAUUUCUUUCCCUCCGCUCCUUCCUGCUUUCAAUAAAUCACCUUUUUUUUUCCAUAAGCUGUCUCAAAUUCAGUGACUAACCUUCAUUGCCUUUCCUCUGUAAUGAAAAGGGACAAAAUGUGAAUAAAAUCACUUUACUUUUGUA